Molecule: messenger RNA, 718 nt
Organism: Hibiscus syriacus
Lineage: Eukaryota; Viridiplantae; Streptophyta; Magnoliopsida; Malvales; Malvaceae
Product: auxin-responsive protein SAUR67-like
Exons: 1
Coding region: 221-664 (147 amino acids)
Biological process (GO): response to auxin
Source: RefSeq, a predicted model, not a curated record
UUUCGACCCACAUGGUUUUGCUUAUUUGUUUCCCUUGAAUCCCAACAUUGAAAUACUUCAUUCAAAGGACUGCUUUUCAAGACUUGAGUGUAUAUAUAUUCAUCCAUUUUCCGUUUUCAUCAGUACAACUAAACAAAAGCUUUCAGUUCCCUUCGAUCUUUACUCUCUCUGCCUUUUCUUGUUCUACAAUAGCCUCCCUUGUUUUGAGAAAAGAAACAAGAUGAUCAGUGCUAAGAAGCUUAUCAAAUUGGCAAGGAAAUGGCAAAAAUUGGCAGCAAUUAAGAGAAAAAGAAUCACACUCUCGAGAACCAGUGGGGAAGUUGACACAAACAGUUGCAGCACAUCAUCAAGGGUCGAGAAGGGUCACUUUGUGGUGUAUAGCUCUGAUGCGAAGCGGUUUGUGCUUCCAUUGGAAUAUCUGAAGAAUUUAAUUGUGAUGGAGUUGUUCCAACUGGCAGAAGAGGAGUUCGGGCUUCAAGGUAAUGAACAUCUCACCUUGCCUUGUGAUGCAGACUUGAUGGAAUAUGUUAUUGGGUUGAUCAAAAGGAAAGCAAGUAAAGAAGUAGAGAAAGCGUUUAUUAUGUCAGUAGUCGGUGUCCGUUGCUCAUCAUUAUUGUAUCCCUAUCAGCAAACAAGCCAAAAAUUGCUAACAUUGAGCGUCUAAAAUCAAAUGGCGCUGUACAUUAAGACAUAUAAUGAGAAAAUCCAGAUUUUGUUU